AUGGAGGAAUUACCCGCGCCAUCGCCUGCUGCGUCGACAGCGCCGACUCAGGUUAAUGUAGAGUUUUUGAGCGAUGACGCUUUGGUGCCGUCCCCCAAGGUGCUGAUCGGCACUACCGACGAAGGUGGCCGUGCUCCUCGCAACCGCGAAAGCCGGCGCAUUCAAUUCCUCGACGACGGUAAGCUCUUCGAGGGCCACUUCACCGUCCAGUCGCGCAAUCUCAAGAGCAUUAUCCAGUACCUGGUGGACCGGCAAAGCGAGCAGGAUGUCAUCAUCCACGAUUUGCAGAAGCAAGUGCACGUGCUGCGCAGUCGCCACCUGAAAGCCAAGCAGCGGGCGGGAGGGGAUGGCGAAAUGUGGCUGCGGGCUGCAGCCGCCUCCGGAAAGUCCGCCUCUGGGCGUGGUGUGGAGGACCGUGUGAAGCGCAUCGAGCAGUUCCUGCAGCUGUGGGGCGUGCGCCUCGGGGAUGUCGCGAAGCUUGUCGAGGAGUACGGCGAUCCUGUUAUCACCCCCGACGCGUACACCUCGUACUUAGUGGAUCUGCCAGCGUUUCGCUUCACUCGUCGCGAGACGCGUGCUUUCGUGAUCAGUGCCAGCGAGCAGUCCAGCAUUAGCGCCGCGGCAGCCGCAGCCAGUGACACGGCGACGCGUCGGCGCCACAACAGCCCGUCAACGCGGGAAACGGGCUCGGCUGGCUCUUCCUCCGAUACUGAAAGGAAGUGCGACGACGGCGCUACGGAAACAGCACUCGAGAAGGCAACUACCGCCCUCAAGAAGGCGGAGAUGCUCUUGGAAGAGCUACGCAGCAUUCCGGCGCGGCCACCGCCGUCAUCCUCCAAGGCCCGCCGAGCCGAGACUUCGGCACCGAAUCCGGACAAGGGCGGCUCUGGCGGUAGCGGCGGCGCAAUAGACCACGAGGCCCGCGCAGACAUCGAGGAACUUGGCGACUACGUGAUACGCCGCUUCCAGGAGCUAGAGGCGAAGUCGAUGAUGACGUCAGCAACGGUGGCCAGGGCCGCUGCUGCGCCGCGAGCAGAGAAGGGCGGUGGCAGCAGUGUGGGCGGUGGCGGGGCCGCUGCUGCAAAGGCUGCCACAGCGCGUCCGAAGCAAGUGCCAACGAAAAAGCCGGUCGCGAACACCGCCUUGCCCACGCCUGCGCUGGAGCCUCCUCCGUUGCCGCACAUGGUUCCUGGUGAAGUGAUCGACACCAUUGCCCGCGAGGACGCUGCGACGUCCCUUGACCUGCUAGAGGAGCUGGAGGUGACAAUGGAGCGUCGGUUCAAGGAGGUGAACAGCGCCCUUGCGAACAUUGCGCUGCGCACUGCCUCCAUGGCAAAGAACAGCAGCAGUAGUGCCCCUUCUGUGGCAGAGCCCGAAAAGCAGCAGCAGCAGCGGUCCGGCUCCUCGUCGUCAAGGAACCCGUCGAGCAGGGCACGGUCGCCGUUCUCAGGCAAGCGGGGCGACAGUAACGCUGAGCCGAAACCAGUGGUGGAGGAUAUCGAGGCGGAGGUGGAGGAGGCCUGUGUGUCGGCGUCCGCGUCUCAUGCGCCAUCCUCAACAUCCAAAGUGCUUCGCCCACCCAAAGGCAAAGCAAAGCAGACGGCUAGCAACCCUGCUGAACCUCUCAUCCCAAGCGUUGGGGUCGAUCAGGUGGCCAGGGAGGAGACGGCGGCCCUCUCAGACCGGGUCGGCGACCUCGAAGAGGAGCUGCUGGAGCGGUGGCAGGCGAUGGAAGAGCGGCUACGCAUCAUAGGCAGAGCCGCUAUGAAGCAGAGCGCGUCCAACGUCGCUGCAGGGCCGGGCGGCACAGCUGUCACGGCGGUGAACCGCGCCCCUGUUGUGGACCGCAAAGCCCGUGAGGACGCUGCCCUUUCCCUCAUGCGGCUACAGCAGCUGGAGAAGGAGCUGGCGCAGCUGAAGCGGCAGUGGGCCUCCGCAGAUGCCUCCGCCAGGUCUGCCUUUGGCAAUGCCGACCCGCCUGCAGGCGCAAACGAAACGAUACUCACCACGCCGGCCGUAUCUAUGGAACCGAGCGCGCCGCUGCGGGACACGUAUGACAGCAAAGUUGCGGACCUGGAGAAGGAGGUGGCGCAGCGGAUGGCGGAUGUAAAUGAGGCCAUUGCGCAGCUAAGAGGCGGGGCCAUGCGUGCCACCCCCGGCCGUGACGCCGCUGUCUCGGCGGCGCGAGUCACGAAUGGCACUGGUCGAGGGGACGCGCUCUCCGAUCUCAACACGCUGGCGUGGAUCGCCUCCUUGGCACCGCCAGCGGAGAGCCUCGCAAUUCUGCCAGAUCAGCCGCAAGUGCAUCAAUCAGAGGUCACUUCAACCUCUCCUUUACCGGCUCAAAACCAUCUGACCUUACGUGCGAUCGACGCCGAUGCGCUUCCCGGUGUAGCGGCAGAGGGCCGCUUGCCAGAGGUGGACACGUCGCGGCGUGCUGAGACGUAUCAGUCGGUGCUGGCACUCGGCUACAGCAGAAACACUGACGUGGACCUCUUCACCGCCUACCCUAUGGGCAGCAGCUCCUCUGGGGCGAAGCGCACAGCUAUCAGCCGCCUACGCCCUCCCGACGCGCCAACGUUUGGCACCCAUCUUGUAGAGCGUGCUAUGGUUGACUUGCCGGCAGACACCGCGAUAGCCGCUGCCGGGGAGGCGGCCAAUGUGGCGGGAAAACGCACUUCUGUGCAGAGUAGCGCCGCCGCUGCCGCGCCUCUUGUUGCCGAUGGGCAGCGUGAAGCAGCCGUCGCAGCUAAAUCAUAUCUGGAAAACCGAACUUUCUCCGUCUCUCCACCACCCGGGGCUCCCAAGGGCGGCAUUACGCGUGUGCGCAUGUCGGAGGUGAGGGGCGUGUCGCCAGCAGCGCCGAGCGUACCACAUCAGCACCUCCGCGAGGCUCUUGUACACACCGAACCGUGCCUGGUCGUCAACUGUGCGUGGUGCGACACCGAGAAGGCAGCGGAGCCGACCCUCACGUAG
This is a messenger RNA of Leishmania major strain Friedlin, 2976 nucleotides long. RefSeq lists its product as hypothetical. The coding region runs from base 1 to 2976 and encodes 991 amino acids. Lineage: Eukaryota; Euglenozoa; Kinetoplastea; Trypanosomatida; Trypanosomatidae. The record is from RefSeq and is a predicted model, not a curated record. The transcript has a single exon.